AUGAACGACUGCUACUACGACAAGAAGGACUGGCGAGCUUGCAAAGCCGAAAUGGAGGCUUUCAGACAAUGUUGGAAGCGGAAGGGCAACGAGGAACGCACACAAAGCAGGGAAGCGUCGUCAGGAAAGUAA
Messenger RNA from Cladophialophora yegresii CBS 114405, 132 nucleotides. RefSeq lists its product as uncharacterized. The coding region runs from base 1 to 132 and encodes 43 amino acids. The record is from RefSeq and is a predicted model, not a curated record. The transcript has 2 exons. Lineage: Eukaryota; Fungi; Ascomycota; Eurotiomycetes; Chaetothyriales; Herpotrichiellaceae.